AUGGCACAAAAUCAGGUGCAGCACCAAAAUGGAGCGGCUUGGCCUAAUGGAGUGGUGGUAAUGUCGAUUGCGGCCGCUUUGGGUGGAGGGGCCAGCCAGUUUCCGACGAGUUCACUAUACGUGGGAGACUUGGAUUUCACUGUGACGGAUUCGAAGAGAAAUUGGAGUUCUGGAUUUCUUUAUUUGAUUCAAUUGAUCAGCAUUAUAAUGGUGGUCAAGGCUGCAAGGGGAGUCUCUGUCUCCAAUCGACUUGAAGGAGGAUUUGUAAAAAACAGAGUCUGUGUCUACUGGCUUUCUGGGAGAUGCAAUCGGAAUCCAUGCGGGUUCAUGCACAGAGAAUCACGACCACCCCCACAAACUAAGCAGACCCAUUCAGCAACACCUGAGGAAUGUCAUUACCUAAAAUCCAGCAGAAGGACCUUGAAGAAUACUAACUCUGGUACUCCCAAGAAUGGUACAGUUUUAACUAACAGAGGGGCUGGGUCCAAGCGUACAAGUGGUGAAGUUUCCCAACAGGAGGUCCUAGCAAAGAAUGGAAGAAAAAUUAAUCAGAGGGACCAAGAAGUGGUCGUAACCUCCAAUGCAAGUAUCCACUGUCAGCAGACCGUGCAAAAGGCUUUUGUCGCUGAAUCAGUUGAUUCUGAUAGAAAAUCUGUUCAAAAAAUCCAGCCGAACUUAUGCAAGUAUUGGGUUACAGCAAGUUGUGUCCAUGGCGAUAAUUGCAAGGACAUACACUCUUGGUACUGCGGAUCUGGAUUUACAUUGUUGACGAAGUUAGCGGGGCACACUAAGACCAUAACUGGAAUUGCUCUCCCUUCUGGUUCUGACAAGCUAUAUACUGUUAGUAAAGAUAAAACUAUCCGCAUUUGGGACUGCAACAGUGGUCAGUGUGCUGGUGCUGUUGAUCUCGAUGGUGAAGUUGGGUGCUUGAUUAGUGAAGGUCCGUGGUUGUUUGCUGGAUUACCAAAUGCUAUUAAGGCUUGGAACUUCCAAGUUCAAGCUGAACUGUCUCUUAGGGGACCUGUUGGGCAAGUUUAUUCUAUGGUUAUGGACAAUGAUAUGCUUUUCGCUGGAACGGAGGAAGGUACCAUAUUAGUAUGGAAAUGUGGUACUGAAACCAACAUUCCUGAACUGGCUGCAAAGAUGAAGGGACAUACUGGUGCUGUGUGUUCACUUGUACUGGGAGCUAAUAACAAGCUCUAUUCGGGUUCGAGCGAUAAUACAAUACGGGUUUGGGACCUCCAAACGUUGCAGUGUGUGCAGACCUUAAAUGGGCAUGCCGGGGAUGUAACUUCUGUCCUUUGUUGGGACAGCUACUUGUUUUCUGCUUCUCUGGACAACACAUUAAAGGUUUGGGCUGCAACUGAUAGUGGAAACUUGGAAGUGAUCUAUGAGCACAAAGAAGAACAUGGGGUUGUUGCUCUUUUUGGCAUGACAGAUGCUGAAGCUCACUCUAUUCUUUUCUGCUCAUAUAACGACAAUACUGUUCGCUUAUAUGACUUGCCCUCGUUUAAUGAAAGGGGCAGAAUAACAUUGUUUGAUCUGUCGAAUCAGUUUUAUUUGUAUUCCCCCAAGGUUUGGGACCUCCAAACGUUGCAGUGUGUGCAGACCUUAAAUGGGCAUGCCGGGGAUGUAACUUCUGUCCUUUGUUGGGACAGCUACUUGUUUUCUGCUUCUCUGGACAACACAUUAAAGGUUUGGGCUGCAACUGAUAGUGGAAACUUGGAAGUGAUCUAUGAGCACAAAGAAGAACAUGGGGUUGUUGCUCUUUUUGGCAUGACAGAUGCUGAAGCUCACUCUAUUCUUUUCUGCUCAUAUAACGACAAUACUGUUCGCUUAUAUGACUUGCCCUCGUUUAAUGAAAGGGGCAGAAUAUUUUCGAAACAGGAAGUACAAGCGAUUCAAAUUGGCAUUGGUGGUCUCUUUUUCACUGGUGAUGCAGCAGGACAGCUCUCCGUCUGGAAAUUGCUUGGAGUUCCAUGGUUCCAGCCCCAAUUGGAAAUUUGGAAUAAUGAAGGUUCCAGCCCCUGGAUUGCAGGGUUCCAGCCCCUGGAUUGCAGGGAUCCAAGAGCUGGGGCGACAGAGAAGCUUCAGCACGAGAAAGAAAUGGGUGGUAGACAAUUUCCAUCUAGCUCUAAUGUUUUUGGUUUGUCUGGUUUUCUGACUUCUUCUCUUUCCUGGCUUGCAACUUCAUCGAGGUGGGCAAUGAGGGCUUUGAGCUGGGCUUCGUGGUGGUGGAUUGCGGGUUCUCUUUCGGGAGCCAAAGGAGAAUUUCAUGGGUUUGAAUUUGGGGGGUUUUUCAGUGAGCAGGGGGGAGAAGCCGAGAAGGAGAAUUCGUGA
This is a messenger RNA of Fraxinus pennsylvanica, 2340 nucleotides long. The record is from the annotation of a GenBank genome assembly. NCBI's taxonomy places the organism in Eukaryota, Viridiplantae, Streptophyta, Magnoliopsida, Lamiales, Oleaceae.